Messenger RNA from Jatropha curcas, 1398 nucleotides. RefSeq names its product SPX (SYG1/Pho81/XPR1) domain-containing protein / zinc finger (C3HC4-type RING finger) protein-like protein. Lineage: Eukaryota; Viridiplantae; Streptophyta; Magnoliopsida; Malpighiales; Euphorbiaceae. The record is from RefSeq and is a predicted model, not a curated record.
UUUUUUUUUUUUUUUUUGUGGGGUGUUUUUGCUGAAAUUUCUUAGAAGAUGAAGUUUGGUGAGACAUUUAUGGAGUAUUUACAUGGAGAUCAAGAGAGGCUUUUGGAUAAAUACUCUCAUGUUGAGUAUAAGAGACUUAAGAAAGUACUAAAGAGUUGUAGAACUGGUCAAGCAUUGCAAAAUUACUGUAGAAUUGAACAAGAUCAGGAAGAUAAGGGGAAUUCUUCUUUGUCUCAAUUUUGCCAAUGUCAAUCUUGCCCAUUGUGCGAUCAAUUGUUCUUUACUGAAUUGAUGAGAGAAGCUUCGGACGUAGCUGGAUGCUUUAGUUCUAGGGUUAGAGAUCUCCUCCAUCUUCAUGUUGCUAGAGGAAUGCAAAGAUAUGUGUUGCGGGUGCGUCAGUGCUUCAAAAAUGAUCAGCAAGCGAUGGUAGAAGAAGGGCGGAUGUUGAUUGAAUACAUUACAAUGAAUGCAACUGCAAUACGUAAAAUCCUAAAGAAAUAUGAUAAAAUACAUAGCUCUGUCAAUGGCAAGAAUUUCAAAUCCAAGAUGCAGGCGGAGCACAUAGAGCUUUUGCAUUCACCUUGGCUAAUAGAGUUGGGAGCCUUUUAUUUGAAUUUUAAUGGAUUAGAUGGUGGAGAUUUCAAUGAAUUUUGUGGUCAUUUUUCAUGUGAUCUUAAUUCUACAGAACCUGUCAUAACACUGAUGCUUCCGAAUUCAGCAAAGCUAGAAUAUAGCCUAACUUGUGCUAUUUGCUUGGAGACAGUUUUUAAUCCAUAUGCCUUGAGCUGUGGGCAUCUGUUUUGCAAAUCUUGUGCUUGCUCAGCUGCUUCUGUACUGAUAUUUGAAGGCCUUGAAGCUGCAACUCCUGAUGCAAAGUGCCCAGUCUGUAGAGAGGCUGGAGUGUAUGCUAAUGCAGUACGAAUGUUGGAACUAGAUCUGCUAUUUAAAAAAAGGUGCAAAGAGUAUUGGAAGGAGAGAAGGGUUGCGGAACGUGCUGAGAUGGUAAAACAAACCAAGGAUUAUUGGGAUUUACAGACGAAAUAUGUGAUUGGAUAUUGAUCGAUCACGAGGCUCUCUUAAUUUUUUUUUCUUUAUUCUGGAGUAUUUGAGUGAAGAAAUGAUUUCUUUUUCUAGUACUGUUGAUAGCUUGGAAUUAUAGUACAGUUUAGUUUGGCUGAGUUGCUGUUUGAAGGGAAAGAAAACUAAUAAUUCAAGCUAUUCUAGAGAAGAAACUAAUAAUUUGGCGGUGGUAGAUUAUAGCUUGUGGUUUUAUUAGUGCUUUCUUAUUCAGUUUCAGGGCAAAAAAAACUGUGUAGUAUUCUAUUCGACUCGAUUCAUUUGUUGCCAUGCGUGUGUUGAAGUUCAAGAGUUCAAAUUUGACUUUUGCUUUUCUUCAUA